Molecule: messenger RNA, 3759 nt
Organism: Galleria mellonella (greater wax moth)
Lineage: Eukaryota; Metazoa; Arthropoda; Insecta; Lepidoptera; Pyralidae
Exons: 6
Coding region: 1-3759 (1252 amino acids)
Source: RefSeq, a predicted model, not a curated record
AUGGCCACUGAUAGUGAAACUUCACUACGCGCCUCGCGAGGCUAUGUUAAAGGGGCGAUUACUCGUCUUCACAGUUUUGUUAGCAACGAGUCUGAAUUAGAAGAAAGUACCUUACAGGCCCUUACAACGCGUAAAGAAAGACUGCUCACAGCCUUCCGUGAAUAUGAAGGAUUUAAUAUGCGGAUUCUUUCAAUGCGACCAGAUGAUGACGAGGACGUAGCAGCUGUUGAAAAUAAAUAUCUAUAUACUCUUACCGUUCUUAAUGAAGUGAUUAGCCGUAAGACUUCUAGUGUAGAGGACUCUAAAGGUCAUGUUAGUACUAUUGCACGAUCAAAAACUAAGUUGCCCGCGAUUCAAAUGUCCAUAUUUUCUGGUAAUUAUGUUGAAUAUGUAGCGUUUCAAUCAUUGUUUACUUCAUUGAUUCAUAAUGACUUAACAUUAGAUAAUGUUCAGAAGUUGUAUUAUCUUAGGUCUUAUUUAAAAAACGAACCGUAUGAUCUUAUUAAGAACUUACCAUUAACAGCCAGUAGCUAUGAUCAAGCUAGACAAUUAUUAGACGAGAGAUAUAACAAUAGGUAUCGUAUUGUAAAUGAACAUAUUGGUCAAUUACUAGACUUACCUGCGCUUGUCAAAUCAACCCCUGAAAACAUUCGAAAUUUUGUAGCGAGUCUUAAGCAGACUUUGGCUGCUCUGCAAAACUUAGAUGUGAAGGUUGAAACUUGGGAUCCAAUAAUUGUUUGUAUUCUUAAUCGUAAGUUAGAUACAUACACGGCUCGGUCGUAUCAAAUGGAAAGAGAUACUGCCGAGGAACACAGCGUCAAGCACUUCAUCGAGUAUCUUGAGAAGAGGGCACUUGCAUUGGAGAACGCUGCGCCGUCAACUGCGAUGUCAUCUACAAAAGCCAAGGGUUUAUCAAUCAACGUAGCGGCUGCUGGUGAGAAGGCGGUGACGUGUCAUUACUGUAAGUCCAACAAUCAUAAAUUAUUUUUCUGUAAUACAUUCAAAUUAAUAACUUCUGUGGAACGCUAUAAAUUCUGUAAAGACAAUAAGUUAUGUCUGAUUUGUUUGAAUAAGCACAAUGGAAAAUGCAAAUUUCAUUUCAAAUGCGAUCAGUGCAAAAAGGCACACAACUCACUAGUUCAUCAUGGCGAAUGUGACGAAGGUCUUGUUUCCUUAUUAUCCAAGGGCCACGAUUCUAAGGUUUUGCUUCCCACAGUACAAGUGAAAUUAUUCACAAAGGAUAAAAAGACGAUAAUAGUGAAGGCGAUUUUAGAUACAGGUUCACAAGCCUCCCUCGCUACGAGCAAGUUAAUCCAGCAAUUGGGUUUAACUCCAACACCCAACAAUACAAAUAUAAUAGGUGUAGGCAAUGCUCAGAAUAAUACAAGAUAUUGUAUUCCAUUAAACAUACACUCUGUGAAUUCUUCUUUUAAUAUGACUGCCAAUUUUUAUGUAGUCGAAAAAAUUACCUGCAAGCAUCCACAAACAAAACUUGAUAUUCGGCAAUUGAAAUUACCUCCCAAUAUAGUGUUGGCAGAUGAUCAAUUUGAUGUUCCAUCUGAAAUAAAUCUCUUAAUGGGUGCUGACAUAUUUUUCCAUGUGAUAAUGCCCAAUGAGCCUGAGCGACCGUGGUCUCGAAAUCUGCACCGGCCGCUACCUAGUCAAGAUGACAUUACGCCCUGCAUUAUCAAUACACGUUUUGGAUAUAUUAUUGGUGGUUCAAUGCUUGAAUAUCAGCAAGCUUCAAAACAGGUAACAUCACUAUUAUGUAUUAAAUGCGAUCCUGAAAUCAAUGAUAAUAUCAAAUUAUUUUGGGAAGCUGAGAGUAUACCACAAACCUUUUCUGAGAAUCAAAGUGAACAAGAGUUAGCUGAAACUAUCUUUCAGAAAUCUGUAGAAUUGAUUGAUAAUAGAUUCCAGGUGAAUUUACCUCUUAAAGUCGAGGAUAAUGAAAUUCAUAAUUACUUGGGUAAUUCUUUUGUAUUAGCUUGGCAUCGAUUUUUAAGUUUGGAAAGGCGUUUACAAAAGAAUAUUAAUCUAUUGUCAGAAUAUAAUAAAUUUAUUCACGAAUAUGUAGAGCUAGGUCAUGGCGAUUUUAUUAACUUUGAUUUCUAUGAUUUUGACAAAGAUGCUGUAUAUUUUUUACCGCAUCAUGCGGUCAUUAAUGAAUCGAGUAAAACUGCUCGCACAAGAGUCGUUUUUGAUGCCUCAAUGAAGACGGAUAAAAAGGUUUCAUUAAACGAUUUAUUACUGAAUGGACCUUCAGUCCAGAAAGAGCUUUUUGAUGUAAUUUUAUUGUUCCGAAUUGGUAAAUAUACGUUUUCCACGGAUAUAAGGCGUAUGUUUAGAAAUAUUCUGGUGAAUCCCAAACACAGGGCUCUUCAAAAUAUUCCUUGGCGAAAUAAUCCUGAUGAGGCAAUAAAAUGUAUACGUUUAAAUACUGUUACGUACGGUAUGAAAAGUUCAAGUUAUUUAUCAACUCGUUGUUUACUCGAACUUACUGAACUAUUUGGUCAAGAAUUUCCUAUAGCUUCAUUUAUAUUGCGAAACUGUACUUACGUCGAUGAUAUCCUCUAUUCGUCAUCAGAUCUUAGUGAAAUAAAAGAAGCUAAGCAACAAUUACAGUCUUUGCUACAAAAAGGAAGUUUUGAAACACAUAAAUGGUCAGCUAAUGAUCCAGAAAUUUUGUCUGAUGUUCCAAUUAGUAAACAACAUUUUGACGAGCUAGAGUUGCAAAAGGAUAAUUAUAGCAUGAAAGUAUUAGGUUUAAAUCUAGAUAUAAAGAAUGAUUGGUUUAAUAUCACAUGCCCAGAAACUAUUGAUAUAAAAUCGAAACUGUGGGCUGAAGGUAUUAUUAGUUGGGAUGCUUCUCCCUCCGAUCAUGUUAAAGAAGAAUGGUUGUUUUUUAUUGACGGUCUUAAGGCAAUGGAACCUAUUCAUAUUAAUAGAAAUAUACCAAUUCCAUUAGGUUCUAAGGCUGUUCAAUUGAUCGGCUUUGCUGAUGCCUCAAGUUGGUUGAAUACUGAUAUUUUUAAUUUACAAGCAUAUGUGGCUAACCGAGUAAAAGUGAUUACAGAAAAAACUGUACAAUUUCAAUGGAAUUAUGUUAACACAAAGGAAAAUCCAGCCGAUUUAAUAAGUAGAGGUAUAGAUCCAAAAGAAUUACCAUCUUGCUCUCUAUGGUGGAACGGACCAGACUUUCUAAAAGACAAUAGUGAAAUUUUCGCUGAUAAUGGAGGUGCUUUCAAGGGUGCGGCGAACCAGUUUGUUGAACUUUACCGGCUCCAAGCUUCCAAGGGUCAUCAAACGCGAAUACAAGCGUAUGCAGCGCAGCAAGGGAUGAAAUUUCACUUCAUACCCAGUUAUUCACCUACUUUUGCUGGCCUGGCAGAAGCUGCUGUCAAGAUUCAGAUAGAGGGUGUCUUAAAUUCAAGGCCUAUUUUACCUAUGGGUUCUGAUAUAACGGAUUUUAGUUAUCUAACUCCCGGUCAUUUCUUGACUGGUAAUGCUAUUGUAGCUUAUCCUGAAAAUGAUUUUAGAUCCAAAUGGCAAAAGAGUUAUCCUAAUGUAACAGUAGGAAUGUUGGUGAUACUCAAGGACCCAAACAAUCCUCCUUUGCACUGGCCUAUGGCUAGAAUAAGUAAGGUUUUUCCAGGUAGAGAUGGGAAGGUUAGAGCUUUCGAAGUUGUAACACCUAAUGGUAAAACUUAUAAACGUUCCUUAUCUGGUAUAUGUAUUCUUCCUAUAAAUGAUGCCUAG